AUGGCGCGAACCAGAGGGGUCAAGUCUUCCUCUCCUUCAAGCCACAAGAAAAUCCCGCGAGAGGAGCCCGUUCCAGAUCCCACCUCUGAGCCUCCGCGGCCAAAAGCAGUUUCCCCUCCAUUGAAGCCCGCGCCGCCAAAGCCUCCGGCGAGGCGUUAUCUCACCAGGUCAAGGGGUCGACCACUGCAAAAGAGAGCCAGGGUUGAAAGCUCAGAACCCAUUGAUUUGACGGAGCAGUCCCCAGAACCCUCGUCGGUUCCAUCGCUAGUUCCAUCUCCGGUGCCAUCUCUGGCGCCGCCAGCAGAGCCUCAGGAGCCUCAGCCACCACUUCCUGAGCCCCAAAAUCCAUCUGAGAUAACCCCUGAAGCAGCAAUCAGGCGGCCAAUGCUGACUCAACCUCCAAUUGAGGGGAAUUUGGACUGUAGAGCUCGGCCAUUCCACUCAGAGCUGUGCUUUGACAUAGCUACAUUCCAAUUGCGGCCGGAGCUUGCACAAGCUCCACCAGUUACUCCAGCUUCAUCUCAGCCAUCCACUUCAACUGAACCAAGGAUGACCAUUCCCAUUUCUGAAUACAGAGAGUUAUGUCGUUCAUUGGAGACCCUCACAGCAUCUCAGAGCAGCCUUGCUCAUGAGAUGGCAGCCAUUCGACUCCAGCAUCAUUUUGAUCUGCCACCAGCUGCUAAGCCCUCCACCUCCACCACUGCAGUGCCACACUCUCAUCCAACAGAGCCUCAAGCCCCAUCUGGAGCAGCUACUGAAGAGGUAGACCCAUCUGCCUAG
Messenger RNA from Vitis vinifera (wine grape), 780 nucleotides. Its product is annotated as proline-rich receptor-like protein kinase PERK2. The record is from RefSeq and is a predicted model, not a curated record. The transcript is spliced from 3 exons. The coding region runs from base 1 to 780 and encodes 259 amino acids. Lineage: Eukaryota; Viridiplantae; Streptophyta; Magnoliopsida; Vitales; Vitaceae.